This is a messenger RNA of Papilio xuthus (Asian swallowtail), 1102 nucleotides long. Its product is annotated as EKC/KEOPS complex subunit Tprkb. Lineage: Eukaryota; Metazoa; Arthropoda; Insecta; Lepidoptera; Papilionidae. Gene Ontology annotation, biological process: tRNA threonylcarbamoyladenosine modification. Gene Ontology annotation, cellular component: EKC/KEOPS complex; cytosol; nucleus. The record is from RefSeq and is a predicted model, not a curated record. The transcript has a single exon. Bases 152 to 685 code for a protein of 177 amino acids.
GCAUCUGACUUUGACAGCUUUUGAAUUCUGAAGCAUUAUUCAAUUAUUCGUCAAGAAUUAGGUUAUGUAUGUAAAUUUCGCUUUUAUUUAUAAUUUUAUUCAAAUGUUUUGUUUUAGUCUCGACUAAGGUAUUAUCACUAUACAUACAAUUAUGUCGUACGAGCCAUACAUUUGUAACCUAGAUCCAGAAACGAAAACAUCGCUUAAAAUAUAUCUCUUCAAAAAUGUUAAGAAUGUGGAAGAAAUACGAAGCAACAUUAUGAAUGGUUCUUGGAAAUGCGCUGCGAUAAAGCCUAGUUUAAUAAUAGAUUUAUUUCAAAUUGCUGUCGCGGCAAACAAAGCGGUUUUGGCGGAAAAAUCGCAAGCCAUGGUUACACGGACCGUCUACGCUGAGAUUUUGUUUAAUUUGUCCUUGUCCAAGAACAUAUCUCAAAGUUUGAGCAAAUUCGGUGUUGAGACAGACCGGAGCCUACUGAUUUGUUUCUUGGUAACAGCAGACAGUGACGAAAGUGAAACCAUUCUUGAACAAAUAAAAGGCGAAUUAUCACCAAUUAGUGAUUUAGAAAAGUUUACAGACAUGCAAGAAGUUAAGAACAUGUAUAAAUUAAAUAAUGUGAAGUCCGAUGUCAGCCUCCUUAAUUUGAUUGUCACCAAAAUGGUUACAAAAAGCUUUAUUGCACAUUAAGACCUUGAAUUGAGAUAGCCAAAUAGAAAAUGAUAUAUAUUGUCAUACCUAUGUUAUAUAUUUCAUUUACUCAUAUCUAUGUGAUCAGUGUUGGCUCAACAUUGUUAACUUAAGCCAAAUUUGAUUAUCAAUUUAGAAGUAUUUGCUGCUUAUAACUUAAUGAAGGCCAUUUAGAAUUUAUCUUGUAUAUGUAUGUAACAUCUCUCAUGUUUAUUCAUAUUGUAAUUAAUUGCAGUAUUUUUUCAUCUGUACAUAUUAAAUUUGUUAUUUUUAUAUUGUUUUGUAAAAAUUAAGAUAUAAAAUUGUACAAAUUCAUUGCAUUAUCUUUCAUUAGUGUCCCUCAAGGCGAGCAAGUUAUCUAAUCUAUCAUCAUCAUAGUAAGUUCAAUGUGAAAUAUGUAGUUUCAUUACUAUUUAG